Molecule: messenger RNA, 555 nt
Organism: Orycteropus afer afer
Lineage: Eukaryota; Metazoa; Chordata; Mammalia; Tubulidentata; Orycteropodidae
Gene: LCN6
Product: lipocalin 6
Molecular function (GO): small molecule binding
Source: RefSeq, a predicted model, not a curated record
AUGCUGCUGGUGGCUCUCCUGGUGCUGGUCUUGGGGCCCAGAGCCCAGGCUGUGUGGUUGGGAAGGCUGGACCCCAAGCAGCUCCUUGGGCCCUGGUACGUCCUCGCCGUGGCCUCCCGGGAGAAGGGCUUUGCAGAAGGGAAGGCUGUGAGGAACAUCGAAGGUGUGGUGGUAACUCUGACCCCAGAGAACAAGUUGAAGAUGCUGGCCUCUCGGAGUGGGCUGGAGGGAUGCAAUCUGACCGUCAUGGAGUUGCUGAGGCAAGGAUCUGGAUGGGUGUUUGAGAAUCCCUCCCUGGGCGUGCUGGAGUACCGGGUGCUGAGCACCAACUUCAAAGACUAUGCCAUCGUCUUCAGCCAGCUGGGGCUGGGGGAUGAGUCCUUCAACACCGUGGAGCUGUACAGUCGGACCACGGUGGCCAGCACAGAGGCCACAAGCCUCUUCUCCAAGUGGAGCAGGACCCUGGGCUACCUGGCCCAGCAGCAGGCCAGGCUGCAGGAGGACUUCACCUGUGCCCACAAGAUCCUGCAGGGAGGUGCUGGGAGCAGAGCCUAA